This is a messenger RNA of Physella acuta, 533 nucleotides long. RefSeq lists its product as uncharacterized. Lineage: Eukaryota; Metazoa; Mollusca; Gastropoda; Physidae. The record is from RefSeq and is a predicted model, not a curated record.
AUGAUUUCAGACCUUGAUGUUGUGAAAAACGAACUGUUGAAGAGACAGUCAGAGACCAGAAGAAAGCGCUCACUACCUGCACUAGCCGGCAAAGUGUUAUCUAAGGCCGCUCGUACAUUGUUUAAAUCUGCUAGGGCCGGCAGGGUCACCACAAGUGGUGCUUGUAUCACCAGGCAAUAUCAGAGAUUUGGCAACUUCAAUGACGCCUUGCGUGACUUCAACAGAUUCCGUCCCGACAACCUCAAGUCCUUCAAUGGCAAGAUCAGUGGCCGUACGGGAACUGUCGGCAAGCACAGAAUCACAGUACGUAACGGAAGCAGCAACGGGAGCCCUGCACUAGAGAUUAGAUCCUACAAGGCCAGGGGAGAAUAUGUCCGCAAAUUCAGGUACUACAACCCGUAACAUAGUUUAGUCGUGGGGUGGAAGACAUCGAGCUUUGUUGUAAGAUGGUGUAUGUGAUAGAAAUGUUAAGUUAUAACUUGGUAUAUGUUAAAAAACAAAUAUAUUUUAAAUGUUUCGAUUUCUUUCUUGAU